Messenger RNA from Lachancea fermentati, 531 nucleotides. The record is from the annotation of a GenBank genome assembly. NCBI's taxonomy places the organism in Eukaryota, Fungi, Ascomycota, Saccharomycetes, Saccharomycetales, Saccharomycetaceae.
AUGCUUAGAUCAUUGGUUUUUAAGAGAUAUGUCUCGGGUGGUUAUCAUGGAACGAAUCAAGUAACUCUUCCUAGAAGACCAUUAAAAAAGAUACGUUUAGGAAAGGCUAGACCAGCUAUAUAUCAUCAAUUUGAGGUUCAGGUUGAGCUUAGCGAUGGUAGCGUGAUUACAAGGAGGUCACAAGUGCCAAAGAACGAAAUUAGAUUGAUACAGGAUCAAAGGAAUAACCCUCUUUGGAAUCCAAGUAGAGACGACUUAGCUGUUGUUGAUGCGAAUGCCGGAGGUAGAAUGGACAAGUUCAAGCAGAAAUAUGAUUCAAUAUUCAGUUUGGAAGUCGAGUCACCUGUGAAAAAGGCACCAGAAGACAAGAAGAUCGAUAAGCAUGCCAUCAACGAUACAAAAGCUGCGGAAGCUGUGGAAGCUGAGGAAGACGAGUUCGGCAUGGACGAUUAUUUGAGCCUGCUAAAUGACGACUCGCGGCAAGUGCAAAGUGGUGGUAAGAUGGCCACCAAAAAGAAAGACAAGAAAUGA